Rhineura floridana is the source of this 5560-nucleotide messenger RNA. RefSeq names its product MCF.2 cell line derived transforming sequence (gene MCF2). NCBI's taxonomy places the organism in Eukaryota, Metazoa, Chordata, Lepidosauria, Squamata, Rhineuridae. The record is from RefSeq and is a predicted model, not a curated record. The coding region runs from base 209 to 3586 and encodes 1125 amino acids. Gene Ontology annotation, molecular function: protein binding; guanyl-nucleotide exchange factor activity. Gene Ontology annotation, cellular component: cytoplasm. Gene Ontology annotation, biological process: intracellular signal transduction; dendrite development. The transcript has 30 exons.
CUUCGCCGCCGCUCGGUGCGCGCCAGGUUUUGCGCCUCGCCGUCGGGGGCGAGAGAGACUCACUCUCCGGGCCGGCGAGGCCAGCCCAGCCCGAGCUAGGGCGCGCUUCAUUCUCCGGAACGCCCGGCGAAGAGUUCCUCGUCGGAGGCAGAGUAUGGAGGGCGCCUCCUCCUCCUCCUCCAGCCAGGAGUAGCGCCUCGAAGUCGGCAUGGCCCUGGCCGGCCCUUCGCCGGAGCUGCGCCUGCCGUUGAUCCGGAUCUCCGAGGCGGAGAUGGAGCUCUACUACCAGCUCCUGCGAGCGGCAGGCCGGGCCGAAUCCUUGGCCGCCGCCGCGUCAGCUCUUCCAACCUGUGCGAGAGACAUUGUUGGUGAUUUGAUGAAAGAAUUUGCGUUUCUUUCUGGUGGGCGAGGGAAGGACAACGGCUGGAUCAUAACUUUCCCUGAAAAUCCCCAUUUCAACCAAAUGCCUGAGGAGGUUGUAACAAAAGUUCUAAACUACUUAACUUGGAUCCCAAGCCGACGUGAAUUGGACGCCAAAUUUAUCCUAAUCCUGGACAGAAGACUGGAUACGUGGACGUCAGUCAAAAUGACUCUGCAAAGGAUAGCAGCCUCAUUCCCGGGAAACUUGCACCUUGUGAUGGUCCUACGCCCUACCGGAUUUUUCCAGCGCACUUUUACUGACAUUGGAUUUCGGUUUAGCCAAGAGGACUUCCUACUCAAACUACCGGUUGUGAUGCUGAGUUCAGUCAGUGACUUAUUGACGUACAUUGAUGAAAAACAGUUGACACCUGAAUUUGGGGGCACCUUGGAGUACUGCCAUAGUGAAUGGGUCAUCUUCAGAACAGCUAUCGAAAGUUUUGCGCUAACAGUGAAGGAAAUUGCUCAGAUGUUGCAAUCCUUUGGCAUGGAACUGGCGGAAACAGAGUUGCCAGACGACGCCUACUCGAUCGAGCGCAUCCUGGCGCUGCGCACAGAGAAGUACUACCAGCUGAAGGAAGAUAUUACGGCAAUUACCAAAGAGGGAAACAUGCUCUUGUGUAGUUUAGAGAAGCCUGACGUGGAUGAAUCUGGUGAAGAGCAACCGCAGGAGAGAUCUGGUGACUGGGAGACUGUCAACCGGUUGCUUGCACAGUUGCAUGAGAUGGAAACUGCUUUUGAUGGAUUCUGGGAGAAACAUCAGCUAAAGAUGGAACAGUAUUUGCAGCUCUGGAAAUUUGAGCAACAAUUCCAAGAGCUCAGUAAAGCCAUUGAAUUUUUAAUGGCCCAGCAAGGAGAACUGCCAGAUACUGGAGAUAACAUCUCUCAAGUAAAACAGAGGCUAUCAGACUUGGAUAACGUGGACAAAACGGCACAGGAAUUGACUGGGAAGGCGCAAGUCAUGAUCCUUCAUGGGCACCAGCUGGCAGCCAACCACCAUUACGCCCUCAACUUGAUCUGCCAGCAGUGUAAUGAGCUGCGGCACCAUUCAGACGUCCUGCUGGAGGAAAUCAAAAGAAAGCACAGCUGGCUCCAGCAAACCUUGGAUCUCCUCACCUCCCUGCAGCAGGCGCUGGAGUGCUGUGAUGAAGGUGCGUAUCUUCUGGCCAACCAGCCAAUGGAUAAAAGCCAGUCUCGGGAAGGUGCCCAGAAAGCUCUUCAAGACAUAGAGAAGUUCCUUGAGGGCUCUUCGCCGCAUUUAUAUGCCGAUCCGCAAGCCCUGUACUCUGACUUCGAGCUCAUUUUAACGCCUGAACUCAAGGCUCGGAUACAGACGGUCCAGAUCAAGCUUGAGAACGUGCGGAGCAUGUUUGAGAACAGACAGGCUUGCUUCAAAAAGCUAGCAGACAAGCAAGCACGCCCAGUGCAGUUGGUGGCCCCGCGGCCAGAAAACCCACCCCGGUCAAAAUCUCCGCUGUUUUCUCCAAAACAUGGUGUAGAUUUUAAUUCCAGUUUGAAAUUUUCAUUUGAUAUCUCACUGCCUGGGAAGAAGACUUCGAGGAAAUCUCAGAGCUCCCGUAAGAUUGAAGUAAUGCAUGAUUAUCAAGAGAAAAGGAAUUCCUUGCAGUUCUGUAUUUCAGAAAGUGAAGACAGUUUAGACAUAUUGAAAAGCCACGUGAUAAAUGAGCUCAUAGAAACAGAGAGAGUGUACGUGGAGGAGCUGUUCACCAUUUUGAUGGGUUACAGAGCUGAGAUGGAUAAUCCCACAAUGGCCUUCCUCUUGCCACCCCCAUUGCAAAACCGCAAAGAUGUUCUUUUUGGGAACAUGCCCGAGAUUUACAACUUCCACAACAAGAUUUUCCUGCACCAUCUGGAAAGCUGCCUUGAAGCCCCGGAGAGAGUUGGAUACUGCUUCUUGGAAAGGCGGGAAGAUUUUCAGAUGUAUGAGAAAUACUGUCAGAAUAAACCGCGGUCCGAAUCUCUGUGGAGGCAGUGUGCAGAAAGCCUCUUCUUCCAGGAAUGCCAAAGAAAACUAGACCACAAACUUGGACUAGAUUCCUAUUUGCUCAAACCUGUGCAACGAUUGACCAAGUACCAACUGCUUCUGAAGGAGCUGCUGAAAUACAGCACGAGUUGUGAUGGUGUCCAGGAGCUCCAAGAGGCCUUGGUUGCUAUGCUGGAUUUGCUGAAGUCGGUCAACGACUCCAUGCACCAGAUUUCGAUAACCGGCUACGAUGGUGACAUCAGUGAGCUUGGCAAAGUGCUGAUGCAAGGAUCCUUCAGCGUGUGGAUGGGACACCGGAAAGGACCCACAAAAAUGAAGGACUUGGCCAGGUUCAAGCCCAUGCAAAGGCACCUCUUUCUGUAUGAGAAAGCACUAGUAUUCUGCAAGAAGAGAGAAGACCAUGGCGAUGGCUAUGACAAAAGCUCCUCGUACAGUUUUAAGCACUUUCUGAAAAUGAGUGCUGUUGGAAUCACUGAAAAUGUGAAAGGAGACCAUCGGAAGUUUGAGAUCUGGUACAGUGGCCGGGAGGAAGUCUAUGUUGUUCAGGCACAAACGGUCGAUCUAAAGAUGGCAUGGUUAAAUGAAAUAAGAAAGAUUCUGUUCAAGCAGCAAGAAAUCAUCAAAGUUGAGAAGCAGCCACCCCCUUCAUGUGUGGACCAGAUCCAACUCUCUCCUCCACUGAGUGAUGGAAAACAACCAAGAGCCUCCAUCAGCUCAGAAGAAAAUGAUUCCGAGCGCACCAGCCCUGUGGCCUUGGAGAGCGUGGCUUCCUCGCCGCAGAACAAACCAAGCAGGCCUUGGCCAGGGAUGUCUCAUUCUUUGGAAAUCUGUGAAGGGCUUGACGACUGGUCCAGCAAUAACUACUUCUUGACGUAUUCUGACACUGAAGAGGAAGAUGGGAAUCAGCUGUCCCCAGGAAAAUAUAAAGCCUUGGCAGAUUGCAAGACGAGAGAUUCUGAGGACUUGCUGGUGAAAAACGGGGACAUGAUCCAACUGUUGCACGAAGAUGGAGAGGGGCAGUGGUUGGUCAAAAACCUCAACCGAAGAAAAGAAGGAUGGGUGCCUGUGAACAGCUUGCAAAUAAUCCUCGGGGACUGUCGGUUUCGGAAUGCUCGAGUUGCAGAUGCCGCCUUGUAUAAGACGAGAAAAUUAAGCUCCCCCUGAAUGUAAAGGGAGAACUAGUCUUAUGUCAUGUUUGAAUGCUGCGGUGGCAGUUUGAAGUGGUUGUUCAAGAGAGAGGACAUAACCGUGGUUGGAGAUCCAUCUCACUAUCUGUCAUCCAUCUGCAUUCGAUGCUUAUUACAGCUUCACCAACAUUCUUUGUGGCCAUCAACAGAAAUCAUAAGUUGCCAUCUCUCAUUUUUUUCUCCCUUCCACUAAUGGAAAAUAGGCUGCCAUUUUGUUUUGACAUGAACCGGACUUUCCCUGUCCUCUCCGUGACAUCCACUGAACUUCAUUUAAGAACAAAUUUGGUGGUUUCUGUGGCCUUCUUUAAGAUGCCUAAUGCUUCCCCUUGCAGGCACAAAAAGCUCUACUAUAUUUCUCAGCCAGCCACUGUGGUUGACUACACUUGCCUGUGUUCAGUUGCGUCUAGGCCAAAGAGUCGUAAUAAGCUAUGUUCAGUUGAUAUUGUUUCUGGAACAGGUGUGAAUGUAUCCCAACAACAUCAAUAUAUGACCAUCUUUUGGGCUGGAUGUUGCAAUAAUGUUGAGGAGUGAAGUCUCCUUUUGCACUAAGGGUCUGAUCUCAGUGCCCAGGAUAUCCAUAGGCUGUGGUUCAAGACCAUGUACAUUAACAACCUGGGAUUGUGAAAACUCACUUUGAGUUCCCCAGGGUUCCCAGGUAAUCUAAUAAGUGUCCAAGUUUACACUGUAAUUUUUUGGGGGGGGAACAGACGUGCCAUAACUGAGUUUGAUGUCCACAUUUGCACUAAAAAGUAACUUUGUCCUUUGUGCUAAGGCUGUACUCUACAGCAAAUUUAUUAAGAAUACUGUAAUGUUGGGAUGGGGAGAGUGUGUCCCCCCUCUCUUUUUAAAAAAAUGAAGUUUACAUAAUUUAUUUCCUGUUGUGUUUCUUCAUUUUUCUCUCUCUUUUCUGUCCCGAUGUCUAUACAGGUAGCUCUAUGUAUAAUGUGUGCAGUUCUCAUUUAUGAAUGCCAUCAAUAAACACAGGGUAGGUGUUGUGAUCAUGCUACUCACAACAGCCCAAGACAGAGAAUCUGUUGCAGGCAUGCAAAAGACAACGAAUAAAGUCUUGGUAAGCUGCUGCUGUUAAUUUUUCUCUCUCUUAUGCAACACAGCAGGGAAAAGGAGGACCUUUUUUAGAAAAAAAGAAAAAAAAGAUUGACAUAUUUUAACUUGUACGGGCACAGGACUUUGCAGUGACAGCACACAUUUCAGUAGCCGUGUGUGGGGGGGGGGAGGGGCUACUUUUUCUCUGCUCCUAUGGUCCAUUUUCAUAUUCAUCUAUAAUGCUAUUAAUUCCUGUCCAAUAUAUCAGUUCAACACUGUCUGUUUAGCAGUUUCACCACUCAACAAGGAAGUGAUACCAUAGACACAACACAUGAAUGAAGGGAUCCUAGAAAGUGUGAUACCCUUGCAUGAAUUCCAAAUGGAAUAUUCAUGUAUCUAUAAAACCCCAUCUAAAGUAACAUAUUAGUUAGAAGAUUAAAAAGGGAUUACUAUUUUUUCCCUUUAUUUUGUACUGUAGUUUCUACUACAGAAGGGCCAGUCUUGCCGUGGAGAUCACAUUUUUAAACUUCACACCUAAAUACUUAAUCUUGGCAACCACAAAACACAUAAUAAACCUUGGCCUUUUAAUCUUGUCUUCCUAGUUCUGAAUUGUACAUGCCUUUAUUUAUGAAGCUGGCUAGUUCUGCAAUUCUGAAUGUACAGUCUUAGGCUGCAAUCCUAUACCCACUUACCUGGGAGUAAGCUCCAACUGAGCUUUAGAAUUGCACUCUUAAGACUUUUAAAAACCUUGGACAAAUCUUUGAUGACAUCUUUAAAAGUAAACAGGUCUGUAAAAUGUAUAUGGUACUCCAAAAUACACCACAGGGGUUUCUGCCCUGCCUUGAAAUUUAAAUUAUACUGUAAAUGUACCUGUAAAAAUGUGUUAAAUCUAUAUUUAAAAAGAAUU